This is a messenger RNA of Cuscuta europaea, 2112 nucleotides long. The record is from the annotation of a GenBank genome assembly. NCBI's taxonomy places the organism in Eukaryota, Viridiplantae, Streptophyta, Magnoliopsida, Solanales, Convolvulaceae.
AAAAGGCUCAUCCGAGCCAACCUGAUCCCGUUUUUGUAUGGUAGUCCACUCAUAAACCCUGGCUUGAAAAUUCCUACGUAUUAAUACCAUCCUUAUCUGUUGACGGUGGGUGUCGCCGAUUGCCGUUGAAGGGAAGCAGAGACGCCGGAAUGGCGUCACAGCACGGCAUCAAACUCGCCGUUUAUCUCGUCUCCUCCUUACUCGGCGAUCAAAACGCCAAAGUAUGUGAGUGUCUGUUGAGAAGAGGAACCCUAACAUUACAGCAGAUUAUUCAGUUCACAGAGCUUAGCGCAGAUAAUGUAAGGAAGUGUCUACUCGUGUUAAUUCAUCAUAACUGUGUUCAAGCCUUUGCCAUUAAACAAGAUGGUGCAUUUGGGACUCAACCAAAAAUUGUGACUAAUUACAUGGCAUUAUUUGAUAAUAUAAUCCAUAGGAUGAGGUUUCCUAAGUUUCUAGAGAUUGUGUCCCAGGAGCUUGAUAAAAAAUGCGGAGAGAUGUUUGAAGGGUUGCUUCAGCAUGGCAGGCUUUCUUUCAGCCAAAUACUUGAUAGGCACAAGGAAACGGCAAAACAAGAAGUUUCUGGUGAAGAUGAUGUGUUCGAUAGAUUCCAACGCCUUGUUCAAGCUCGAUUUGUAGAACACUGUCCAGACCCACUACCAUUUCUUGAACCGUCUUCUAAAGAUGAAUCCGCAGCAAAGAAAAAAGCCAAAAAAGCUGGCAAGUUCGCCGAAAAGAGUAUAGAGACCCAGGCUUUAGAAGAAGCAUCUCCCAUGGAAUCAUUAAGGUUUUCAGUUGAAAUGGACUCCUGGAAUGACGUUCCUGGGUGCAGCAAAAACACCAAAAAGGAAAUAAGUGUGGCAGUUGGAGGGAAGCGCAAGAAAGAUGAGACUGAGUUGUUGGUGAAAGAUGAAAAGAAAGUGCUUUGGCGUGUUAAUUGUGAAGAGUUUGUGCGCCGCUUAAGACAUAAGGCUUGUGUUGCAAAUGUGAAAGCACGACUUAAUGAAGAAGCUGCAAUUGUUCUUGAUGCCAUCCUGGAACUGAGUAGAAGCUCUGGAACCCAAGUAAAAGCUGAUAAUUCAGCAUCAUUGUCUAUAAGUUCAAUUUAUGAUGCUGUGAUAACAAAAGAAGGUGGUCUUGGUAUGGAUUUGGAACGCAUCAGAGGCUCACUUGUCCAACUGGGUUGUGAAGUUCCUCUGAUCCCGAUUGAUGAGUCAUAUAGUAUUGAUCUAAAGAAUAUAAUUGAAGUAGCAAGGACUGAAGAGGUGGAGCCCAUUGUGUUAAAACGGUAUGGAAGGGAGGCCUAUAGGAUGUUUAGGCUAGUCUCAAAAACUGGCCGACUCAUGUUAACUGAAGAGAUUUCAGAUGCCACGUUUGUUGAAAAGAAAGAUGCACUCAGGAUUCUUCUUGGACUUUGGCAGGAUGACUACUUGCAGAUGAAGAAAAUAAUUGUGCGCGGAAGUAAUCAAACAGAACAAAUGUUGUGGAAUAUUAGUAAACAGUUUCUCUGGAAGCGUGUUCUGGAUGAAAUGUACCACGCUGCAUUGAAUUUGAGACUGCGAAUUACACACGAACAAGAGCAAGUCAAAAAGCUUGUAGGGGAGCUGGGCAGAGGAGACGGGAGAUCUGCAAAUGUUAGGCUUCUACUAGAGUCUGCCUUUAUGAACCUUGAUGAUGCUAUCAUGCUCUUCCAUGACUUUUAGGAUCCUAAGGGUAAUGAAAAAAAAGUUGAGGUUGAUAAGAAAUAUGGAGUUGAAGACCCCUUUUUACGGUUAUAUUUUUGGGGAUAUACUUUAUGUGUUUCUAAAAACACUCUUGGAUGUUUGUGUUGAUACUCUUGUCAUUUUAAGGACUUCUUGGACUGGAUUUGAUUUACUCGGGACGAGUAAAGGUUUAAGUGUGGGGUGUUUGAUAUGCACUAAUUAGUCUUAAGCUCUUAAGCACUAAUCAUCCCUUCUUCCAUACUCUUAAGCUCAGUUUAGAAUAGCAUUUCUUUAUUUUUUUCUAGCAUGUUUAGUUUCCAAAUGAGGAGCUAAACUUCCAUUUCUUGGUGUUGCUCUUGAAGCUUGUUGAUUAUUAAAGUUGUGAGUUAUUUUCUUAACUUCUUCCCUUGAA